AUGCAUUCUGUUCAAUCGUUAAAACUUGAUGAUAACUGUAUGUUACUCGUAACAGUUUACAAUGGUCAAUCACACUUCGAUCAAUUAAGUCGAUUAACUCAUCUUCGUAUAUCUUUAUGGAAUUUUUAUCAAUGCAUUGAUUUACUUAGUCAAUUAGGGUCACAACUUCAUUCAUUGAUACGUGUUGCUCGAGCUUUACCUCGACUUCGAACACUCGAAAUAAUUAAUCAACUCGAAGAACAAGAAAAAAUGAGAAUGAUAAAAGGUAACAUUGACUUUUCUCAUUUAGCUCUACUAAUUUUAUACGAUAUUCAUAUGGAUUAUGCUCAACAAUUUCUUUGUCAAAUUGGUCUUCCUUCUCUAAUUGAACUCGGUAUUAACAAGUAUAUUUUAUUGACAAUAAUCGGUCAAAAUCAAGAACAAGCAAGAGAUAAUUGUUCUAGAGUAGGAAUAAUACGAAGAUCGAAGCCAUCCUAUGAAAGAAUAGAUGGUAUUCAAAAAUGUUUCCCAUUAGCUUAGUAUGUCAAGCAUGGAGAAGAGUGAGAGCAAUAAAAUAACUUAUUUAUCUAAGUGUCAACUGUUUUUGUUCGUGAAAUUUUUGUUUUGAAAAGUGAAACGAUUAUAAAUCCGAUUAUUGAUUUAAAUAUAAAAAGGAAGAAAAGUAAAAUUGUCUUUUAAUGAAUAGGUAGAAAAAGAAAAGAUUGAUAUAAUUGUUUAUUUUUUUGUUGAUAUAGACAUACUUUUAGUAAGAUAAGAUAACAAUUGAUAAUUUAUCGUUAUAUAGUUAUCAACCUUUCAACAAGGAAAAAUAAAUGAUUAGUUUUGUUUCUGAACAUAAUCAGAAAAUGUCCACUUGUUUUUCUUUGCACUAACAAAUUAUAUUUUUAUCUUGUUGAUUUCAAUAAUUUAGAUUUUCUCGGAAUAAAUCAAAGAUUGACAUAUUUUAGGUAUAUCAAGUACGAAAUACGUCAACAUUAACUAGAAUUUCUUCAACUCAUUAUAUUGAAAGAAUAUAGGAAAAAUAUUCGAACUCAUAUCUGACAAACUUAUCAACAAAAACGAGAUUCUUAGAAAUAAAGAUUGAUACAAAUAUAAAACGUGUCACAAAACCAUAACGCCUCCUCUACAAUUUCAAGUACCAAUGAUGUCGACAGAUAUGUAUUUGACAUCGUUUGAUAGGGCUCGUCGAGCUCUAUCGAACGAUGUCAAAUAGAUUUCUGUCGACAUCAUUGAUGCUUGAAAUUGUAAAGGGAGCGUUAUGGUUUUGUGAUACCCUGCAUAUCCUAGUGAAAAGACAAUAACCUGAAUCAUCCUUCAGGUUGGGUUUAGAAUAUAAUCUGAAUAGCAGAUAUGGU
Molecule: messenger RNA, 1355 nt
Organism: Rotaria sordida
Lineage: Eukaryota; Metazoa; Rotifera; Eurotatoria; Philodinida; Philodinidae
Source: the annotation of a GenBank genome assembly